AUGCUUCCUGCCUCCGUGGAGAUCCUUUCCACAUCUCUUUCAAAGUUUCCAGCUAAAAGUUGUAAAAUCAAAGGGCGAAUAUCAAAUGAAAUUGGGAACUUAAGCAGCUUAUUGUUCCUUGAUAUUUCUGAAAACAAUUUGGUUGGAUCAAUUCCCAUAACAAUUGGAAACUUGAGAAACCUUCAGCGCUUUGACUUGAGUAACAACAAACUUACAGGAUUUAUUGGAGAUCAUAUAUGUAAAUUUCAGCAUUUGGGUGAAAUUUACUUGGGUCAAAAUCAACUUUCAGGAUCUUUUCCUAAUUGUUUAGGGAAUAUUACAUCUCUUAGGGAGGUACAUCUCGGUUCCAACAAAUUGAGUUCCAAUAUACCACAAAUCUUAGGGAACCUUAACGAUCUAGUGGUUCUUGACUUAUCUUCAAACAACAUGGUAGGUUCUUUACCUCAAGAAAUUGGAAAUAUAAAGGCUGUAACAAAGAUGGAUCUAUCGAUGAAUCAAUUCUCAAAUGACAUUCCUAGAGAAAUUGGAGGCUUGCAAAAUUUGGCACAGCUUUCUCUGAGACACAACAAGUUGCAAGGAUCUAUACCUGACUCAAUUAGCAACAUGGUAGGUUUGGAAUUCCUAGACCUUUCUCAUAAUAAUAUAUCUGGAAACAUUCCCAAUUCUUUGGAGAAGCUUCACAACUUGAAGUAUUUCAAUAUUUCUGUCAACAAAUUGUAUGGUGAAAUACCCUCCGGAGGUCCUUUCAAGAACCUCUCGAGUCAGUUUUUCAUCUACAAUGAAGCAUUGUGUGUUGUUGUUCCUAGCACCUUUAGUUUUUUCUGGAUAAGGUAUAGAAAAGGUAAAAGAGCUCCUCAACUCGCUGAUUCAUUGUCUGCCAUAACAAGAGAAGGAAUUUCAUACUAUGAAUUGAUCCAAGCAACUGAUGCGCUUAGCGAGAGUAAUCUGAUUUGUUCUGGAAGUUUUGGCUCUGUAUACAAAGGUGUUCUAAGAAGUGGAACUGCCAUUGCAGUUAAAGUGUUCAACCUGGAUGCGGCAUUCAAGAGUUUUGAUACGGAAUGUGAAGUUUUGCGUAGCCUUCGCCAUAGGAAUUUCGUAAAAGUCAUUACUAGUUUUUCUAAUCUUGAUUUUAAGGCUUUAGUUCUUGAUUAUAUGCCUACUGGGAGUCUUGAGAAGUAUUUGUAUUCCCACAACUACUUCCUCGACAUCAAGCAGAGACUAAGCAUAAUGAUAGAUGUGGCAUGUGCUUUGGAAUAUCUUCAUCAUGGGUGCUCGUUGUCUGUGAUUCACAGUGACGUGAAGCCUAGUAACGUCUUGCUGGAUGAUGAUAUGGUUGCCCACCUCAGCGACUUUGGCAUUUCAAAACUGCUUGGUGAAGAUCAGGAGUAUGGAAAGGAAGGACUAGUGUCAACAAAGUGUGACGUCUAUAGUUAUGGGGUCAUGUUGCUGGUAACGUUUACUAGGAGAAAGCCUAAUGAGUUUGAGGGAGAUCUUAGCUUGAAACAAUGGGCGAGAUAUUCACUUCCAGAUGCUGUAAUGGAGGUCGUAGAUGCCAACUUGUUAACAUCAACUG
Capsicum annuum is the source of this 1573-nucleotide messenger RNA. RefSeq names its product receptor kinase-like protein Xa21. The transcript has 3 exons. Lineage: Eukaryota; Viridiplantae; Streptophyta; Magnoliopsida; Solanales; Solanaceae. The record is from RefSeq and is a predicted model, not a curated record. Gene Ontology annotation, biological process: protein phosphorylation. The annotation marks the transcript as partial. Gene Ontology annotation, molecular function: protein binding; protein kinase activity; ATP binding.